Messenger RNA from Molossus molossus (Pallas's mastiff bat), 1392 nucleotides. RefSeq names its product zinc finger protein 414 (gene ZNF414). The transcript is spliced from 8 exons. The coding region runs from base 117 to 1280 and encodes 387 amino acids. Lineage: Eukaryota; Metazoa; Chordata; Mammalia; Chiroptera; Molossidae. The record is from RefSeq and is a predicted model, not a curated record.
CGAGAGGCGGAAAAUGGCGCGGACGUGAUCGCGACCCGGCAGCCGCCCAGGGAGUCGCCGCAGUCUCAGCCGGAGCUGCAGGAGCUGCGGGAACAAGAGGUGUAGUCGGGCCGAAGAUGGAGGAGGAACCCUCUGGGCCCAUCCCAGACAUGCUGGCCACUGCAGAGCCCAGCUCCAGUGAGACCAACAAGGAAGUAUUGUACCCAGUCGUGGGUGCUGCAGCCACCUCCUUCUCCAUGAGGGAGGAGUCAGGUCCUGAGCAGUCAGUCACACACCCAGUGUGGGAACGUGGAGGGCCUGGAGGGGCCCAGCAGGGUGCCUCCUCAGUCCCAGACAGUGGCCCACCUGGCCCUGGACCCAGCCUUGGCCCAACCAGCACAGUCUCCGGGACCAGUGAGGACCUGCGACCUCCCAGGCGACGCCCACCACCAGGAAAGCAGAUACCCUGCUCCAGUCCUGGCUGCUGCCUCAGUUUCCCAAGCGUUCGUGACUUGGCACAGCAUCUUCGUACCCACUGCCCACCCACACAGUCCCUGGAAGGCAAGCUCUUCCGCUGUUCUGCCUUGAGCUGCACCGAGACCUUUCCCAGCAUGCAGGAAUUGGUGGCACACGGCAAGCUGCACUACAAACCCAAUCGCUACUUCAAGUGUGAGAACUGCCUCCUGCGCUUCCGCACGCACCGCUCACUCUUCAAACAUCUGCAUGUUUGCGUUGAGCAUGCGCAGAGCCCAGUCCCGCCGCCACCCCCUGCGUUGGACAAGAGGCCAUCCGCGUCCGAGCGCCCCAGGGAGUUCGACUCUGCGUCGGCGCCGGGUUUGCAGUUCCCGCUGCUUGAGCCCUUCACAACCCCCGCCCCUGCCCCCACCGGGCCCUUCCUGCCCUACAUGAACCCUGCGUCCUUUGGCCUAAGUCCCCCGCGCCUGCGCCCCUUCCUGGCCGCCGCACCUGGGCUGCCGGCCUCCAGCGCCGCCAUCUGGAGAAAGAGCCAAGGUGCCGGUGGCAGUCCUCGAAGACCCCAGGGCGGCUCCGACGCGCCCUCAGGGCACGCGGCCCCAAGCCGCAUCUUGUGGGAGCACACGCGUGGCCGCUAUUCAUGCAUGCAGUGCGCCUUCUCCACGGCCUCGCGGCCCGCCAUGACCCUACACCUGGAGGACCACCGUCCCAUCGCCCUGGGCGCCAGGGCAGCCACGCCCCGAUGUCCCAGCGGACCCAGCCCGCUUGCAUCCAAGGUGUCGCUGCUGCUGUCAGAGGGGGAGUGUCCAGUUUUCUUGCCGCUCUAAACCCUGCCGAAUAGAGGGUGGGUCAUGAGGUGUGGGUAGUUUUGUAAUGUUAGGGGGGGGCCUGAAAUGAAUGGGGUGUGGGGACAAUAAAAGAGGCGCAAUGAACUGGCCU